This is a messenger RNA of Salvia hispanica, 1737 nucleotides long. The record is from RefSeq and is a predicted model, not a curated record. NCBI's taxonomy places the organism in Eukaryota, Viridiplantae, Streptophyta, Magnoliopsida, Lamiales, Lamiaceae.
AUGAGCGAAGAGAGAGAUGCAAAAGUGAGAUGCAUCGAGAGCGAGAGAGAAGCUCUUCUUAGCUUCAAGAAUGGCACCAUCGACGAGGAUGGUUUUCUCUCGUCGUGGCGAAGCAACGAAUGCUGUGAAUGGGAUGGUGUUGAGUGCAGCAACACCACUGGUCAUGUCAUCGCCCUCAAAUGUCAUAAUUUUGGAUUGCAAGUUGGAAUGAUUUCGGAGGCAUUCCAAUCCCGGAAUUCAUUGGAUCCAUUAAAACAGUUGCAACACUUGUCUCUUCAUGAUUCUAAUUUUUCUGGGGUUGUUCCUCCACAGUUUGGAAACCUUACCAAUCUACGCUCACUUGAUCUCUCGUUUAACUCUUUGACUCCAAUGUCUCUUUCUAUACUUGGUUUUGUGUUGGAAUCACUCCAAAUACUAACCUUGUCUGGAAAUCAAUUCAACGGAUCAAUCCCAGACCUGAGACCAUUUCCUUCGUUGACACACUUGGACCUCUCCGGAAACAACUUUACAGGUCCCGUUCCUCUGAGUCUUGGCCAACUCUCCGAGCUUCAAAAUCUAGAUCUUUCUUUUAAUUCUUUGGAAGGUUUAGUGUCUGAAUCCCACUUCAUUAAGCUUGAUAAGUUAAAGUCCUUAGAUUUAUCCUACAAUCCAUUAUUGAACUUGGAUAUUGCCCCUGAUUGGAGUCCUCCUUUUCAGUUGAGUAUUAUAUCUUUAGCUGAGUGCGAUGUGGGUCCAUAUUUUCCAAAGUGGAUACGAUCUCAGAGGAAUUUGUCAUCCCUUGAUCUCACUAGUGCCAAUAUAAGAGAUGAAGUCCCUAUAUGGUUGUGGAAUACGUCUUCCUUAUUAAAUGUCUUAAGUCUCUCCGACAAUCAAAUAAGUGGUACGAUUCCGAAUCUCUCAUCCACCUCCAUCAUGUUUAUGGAUGUUAGUUACAAUCAAUUCUCAGGUCCUAUACCAUUAUUUCCUGCAACUACUUAUGAGAUUAUGAGUGGAAAUAUGUUUUCCGGGUCAAUUUCAUCUAUUUGUGAAACACACCACGAUCAGCUUGAGACUCUUCGCCUCUCCAAUAAUCUGUUGGAAGGACAGGUUCCCAACUGCUGGGAGAAAAUGCCGGGAUUAAACUCCAUCAAUUUGGCUAACAACAAAUUUACAGGUGAAAUACCUGCCUCGUUGGUCGAGUUACGAAACCUUGGUGCCCUACAGAUGCAUGGUAAUAAUUUAUCUGGUGAGUUGCCUUAUAGUUUGAGACAUUGCCAAGCAUUGAGAAUCAUUGAUGUUGAAGGGAACAAGUUAACAGGAGAGAUCCCCACUUGGAUUGGCCAGUUGCAUAGCAUGCUAAUUCUAAAUCUUCGUGGAAAUAAAUUGCAUGGCAGUAUUCCUUCCCAGAUAUGCAAUCUUACAAAUAUUCAAAUUCUGGAUUUGUCGAUAAAUAACUUUUCUUCGAUAAUACCUGAUUGCUUCAACAAUUUUACUGUCUUGUCUAGAAAGUAUAUCCAAAAUCUAGAAUUUGAUGAAAUUCUUUUUGUUUCGCUAGACCUUAUGAAUGGAAAUAAGCACAAUGGAUAUUCAUCAUUUCAAUGGAAAGGCAAGGAAUCGGAUUAUUGGAAUAAUGUCAAAUGGCUCAAACUCAUUGAUUUUUCUAGCAAUAGAUUGACCGGAAACAUUCCCAAAUCGUUUUCCACUAUGAGGGGAUUAAUAUCCUUGAAUCUAUCAAGAAAUAGUUUGACAGAUAUAUAA